UGGCCACCGACCCCUCCCGAGAAUUCCCCCUUUUCCUGACACCAGCGCUUUCCCAGGAGCUUUUAAAGCCCCGCGGGGCUGAUCCUGCCCCUCAGCGGGAACAAAACCCCCUCCUCUCCAUGGGCGGGAAGAGCUCAGCGACCCUCCCGCCAGGAUCUGCUGCCACCGGGAAUACCGGCACCGGGAAUACCGGCUUCUCCGCAGCCCCUCUGCGGUGGGAAGGCCCCUCGGUGUCCCCCCCCCCAUGUGAGAGAUGGCGAACGCCGAGGUCAGCGUCCCGGUGGGGGAUGUGGUGGUCGUGCCAAGCGACGGGAACGAAGGGGAGAACCCGGAGGACACCAAAACCCAAGUGAUCCUGCAGCUCCAGCCGGUCCAGCCGGGGAUUUACCAGGAGGGCUCUGAGGCCAGUGCUGCCGUGGUGGCCGUGGAAACCCACACCAUCCACAAGCUGGAAGAAGGGAUUGAUCCCAGCACCAUCGAAACGAACGAGGACAUUGAGAUCGCCUACCCCAUCACCUGUGGGGAGAGCAAAGCCAUCCUGCUCUGGAAGAAGUUUGUCUGUCCAGGGAUUAAUGUCAAGUGUGUGAAGUUCAACGACCAACUGAUCAGCCCAAAGCAUUUUGUUCACCUGGCUGGGAAGUCCACCCUGAAGGACUGGAAGAGAGCCAUUCGCCUUGGUGGGAUCAUGCUCAGGAAGAUGAUGGACUCGGGACAAAUUGACUUCUACCAGCAUGACAAGGUGUGCACCAACACCUGCCGGAGCACCAAGUUCGACCUCCUGAUCAGCAGCGCCAGGGCGCCGGUGCCGGGGCAGCAGAGCGUGGUGCAGACCCCAACCUCAGCUGAUGGGAGCAUCACCCAGAUCGCGCUGUCAGAGGAGAGCAUGGAGGAGGGGAUCGAGUGGAACUCGGCCCUGACAGCUGCUGUCACCAUGGCCACCGAGGAGGGCAUGAAGAAGGACACGGAGGAGAUCUCGGAGGACACCCUGAUGUUCUGGAAAGGAAUAGCUGAUGUGGGGCUGAUGGAAGAGGUUGUGUGCAACAUCCAGAAGGAGAUAGAAGAAGUCCUAAGAGGUGUCCAGCAGAGGUUGGGCCAGUCUCCCUUCCAGAUGACAGAUGCUGCAGUCCUGAACAACGUUGCCCACACCUUUGGCCUGAUGGACACAGUCAAGAAGGUCCUGGACAACAGGAAAAACCAGACAGAGCAAGGAGAGGAGCAGUUCCUCUACACACUGGCAGACCUGGAGCGGCAGCUGGAAGAGCAGAAGAAACUGGCCAAGGACCAGAAGGCUAAAUCCCAAACCAUCCAGAACGUGGUGCUGAUGCCUGUCAGUGCUCCCAAGCCCCCCAAGAGACCCCGCCUGCAGCGCCCGGCCUCCGCCACCGUCCUCAGCCCCUCCACCCCCAUCCAGCAGCCCCAGUUCACCGUCAUCUCCCCCAUCGCCAUCGCCCCCGUCGGCCAACAGUUCUCUGUGGGCAACAUCCCCGUGGCCACCAUCAGCCAAGGCUCCAGCCCUGUGACUGUUCACACCUUGCCUUCUGGCUCCCAGCUCUUCCGUUACGCCACCGUGGUGUCCUCCUCCAAGACCAGCUCCUCCGACACCGUCACCCUCCACCCGUCCUCCAGCCUGGCGCUGCUCAGCUCGGCAGCCAUGCAGGACAGUGGCAACCUGGCCAACGUGGCAACUGUGGUCAACCCCGUGGAACUGGUGGCCAUGGAGUCUGGGCUCACCUCCACCAUCCAAGCUGUGGAAGGCACCUCAGAUGAUGGACAAACCAUCAUAGAGAUUGACCCGGCGCCCGAUCCCGAAGCGGAGGCGGAGGAGCCGGAGGGUAAAGCUGUGAUCCUGGAGACAGAGCUGAGGACUGAGGAGAAAGUGGUGGGAGAUGUGGAGGAUCAUCAGCACCAGGUCCAUAACGUGGAGAUUGUGGUCUUGGAGGACUAGCAAGCGUCACUUUGGGGGAAGAGUUGGGAAUUGGUUGCAUUUUGGCCUUUUUUCUGAAGCAUCUUUUCCAGCCGCCCCGUUUAUUUCCAUGGACGUUUUUCAUUGUACUGUAUAUAAUAUAUAUAAUUAUUAUUAUUUUAUUAA
Apus apus (common swift) is the source of this 2089-nucleotide messenger RNA. RefSeq names its product glucocorticoid modulatory element binding protein 1 (gene GMEB1). The record is from RefSeq and is a predicted model, not a curated record. Gene Ontology annotation, biological process: positive regulation of transcription by RNA polymerase II. The coding region runs from base 254 to 1945 and encodes 563 amino acids. NCBI's taxonomy places the organism in Eukaryota, Metazoa, Chordata, Aves, Apodiformes, Apodidae. The transcript has 10 exons. Gene Ontology annotation, molecular function: RNA polymerase II cis-regulatory region sequence-specific DNA binding; DNA-binding transcription activator activity, RNA polymerase II-specific. Gene Ontology annotation, cellular component: nucleus.